CGCAUGUCCGAGAGUGAAGGGUGUCGUUGGUUGUGAAUCGGCGGCAAUCUCCGCCACCUUGUCAAAGUAUGUUCAAUGUACGAACAAAGAAAUAUCGCACAUUCGAAUGCUUCUACCAUUUCAUUGCUUUUACCUUCAACGAAAACUUUCAUAACGAAAAUGAGAUAAUUAUUCGAGAUUGACUAGAAUAAAUUACAACUGCAAGUGAAUUUUAAUGAUCUCUGCCUGUAAAUGGGCCCCUCGAAAAAAAAAAAAAUAAUAAUUGAGCUACUCCGACAACAAACCUUGCUCUUGGGUUGUGAGUGUUCACCUCGGAGAAUUUGAAAGGUUCUAUUCCCGCCAAUAUUUCUGAUGCCAGGUGACUAAACUAAUGCUAUCAUUUUGCAGUUCUAUUGUGUUUGAAUAUAUUUUAAAAUUAUUAUCUCGUUUAUAUCUGCCUAUAUUCAUAUCCUACUAAACUCAUCGUCCAUGAAAACGAACAACGGCUUUAUAUAUAUUAUAUGAGUGUGAGCCUGUACACAUUCCCGAUAGACAAGGAAGCAGCUAAUCUCUUAAUUCUUUAUCACAUCCUGCUCUAAAAUGCAAAAUUCCGUUUAUAGUGGACAAUUUCUUCGAUAUCUUAAACGAUGUGUUGUUAAUUCGGAAAUAUUUAGCAUAUCUUAUUCGACUAGUUGAGACAAAAUUUCUAAAAUAUAGAUAUCUUUAUGAGUAUAUUAAUACAUAUCUGAAAGAGAUAUAUAUCUUUUUUCACUAACUUUGCAUUGAUAGACUUGUGGAUUAUAGAAGAUUACUAAUUAACCAGAGGUGGACAGACAGCGGUACGAGUUGGUUGAUAGUCGGCAAUUUGGCUCUUUCUCCCACCACUCUGGCUUGGAAAUUUAUACCACAGCUGCUCUCCCUACCUUCGUGUUUCGCCAUCAAAUUACUCUCGUAGUGCGGAGGGAAAUAUCUCUCACCAACAAUGGUGGAAUUCUGAUGUUGAAAUAAUUUAAAACUACAGGAAGAAAGAAUUUAAAAACAAUCAGCUUUGCAGAUCAAAGAUAAAAUAGACGGUGAGAGAAAGAGAGAGAUAGGCUGGACGACAACAAAACAUGGUUAGAACUCGACAUAGUGGAGAGGCUUUGUACGGAUUUGAUGAUUUAUCCAAAAUUAAGAAGAAAAGCCCUAAUAAACAUGAUGAGUCACAUGUUUCUAAUAAAAAAAGAACUCAAGGUUCUAAUGAUGAUUCCUCAACAACUAACCAGAGGAAUAACUUGAAAAGGUCUUCAACUCUGAGGAGAGGAAAAGUCGUUUCUGGUGAUAGCAGUGAUGAAUUUGAAGAAGAGGUGGAGUUUGCUGACAAAAGUUGCAAUAAACUACAUAUGAAGGUAAAAAGAGAUGAAAGAAAAAAGUCUGGGAAAACAAACAAUAAACCACUUCUGCCAACACGAAGAUCCACUCGUAAACGAUCUUUGUUGUUUUUAUCUUCUGAUGUAACUGAGACAAACAACAUUACUCUGGAAGAUGAUCAUAGUAAUAAUGAAUCACACAAGCGUAAGAGAACCAAUGUUGAUGAGAUUGAUGACUCUUUGGAGUUUACAGAUAUGUACAGUCGUGUCAAAAGAAAUCGUGCACAGCGUAAGUUCACAACAGUUUUAAAUGGAAUGCACAGCACCAGACAAAAUAUUGAUGAUUUUGAUGAGUGUCAAGACAACCAGGGUGAUGUUGAUGAAGAAGUUGAUGAGGAUGAUGAUGAUGCAGAUGAUGAUAGUGAGACACAAGAACCACCUCGACGUUCAUAUUAUUUAAGGGAGCACAAACCACGUACAAAAUUAUUUGAAGCCCCACCUAUAGACUCUCUUAAAAAACGAAAUAAAAAUCUUCCGUAUUGUGACACUCCUGCUAGUUCCUCUCAUGGAAUGCACACAUCUUACAGAUCUCCUGCACAUAGAAAUGGAAACAUGCGAAGACGAACAGCGUUCCAUGGAAGCUCUUCUACCUCAUCUAGCAGUGAUUCAAGUGAUGAUGAGCGGCGGUUUGAGAGAAGGAAAGCCAAGAGUAUGACCCGAGCACGGAAUAGGUGUUUGCCAAUGAAUUAUGGCAAUGAAGAUCUUGCUAAUUCACUUGUGAGGGAUCGUUUGAGAAUUGGAUCCAGUUUGGCUGAUGUUGACCCAAUGACAGUUGACAAAAGGGUUAACUUCAAAAGUAUUGGUGGUUUAGAGAAGCACAUCAGUGCCUUGAAAGAAAUGAUUGUCUUCCCACUUCUGUAUCCAGAAGUCUUCGAGCAGUUCAAAAUUACUCCACCUCGAGGAGUUCUCUUUUAUGGUCCACCAGGUACUGGAAAGACUUUGGUAGCUAGAGCUUUAGCUAAUGAAUGCAGCACAGAAAAUCGAAGAGUGGCUUUCUUCAUGCGUAAAGGGGCUGACUGUCUCAGUAAAUGGGUUGGGGAGUCUGAACGUCAGCUAAGAUUAUUAUUUGAUCAGGCUUAUCAGACUCGGCCAUCUAUUAUAUUUUUUGAUGAGAUUGAUGGACUUGCCCCAGUUCGUUCAAGUCGGCAAGACCAAAUUCACAGCUCUAUUGUUUCUACUCUGCUUGCUUUAAUGGAUGGUUUAGAUAGCCGGGAUGAGAUAGUUGUCAUUGGUGCUACUAACCGGAUUGAUGCUAUUGAUCCAGCAUUGAGACGUCCAGGCAGAUUUGACAGAGAAUUCCAUUUCCCACUGCCAUCUUUACAAGCUCGGUCCCAGAUUUUCUCUAUCAUCACUAAAGAUUGGAAUCCUAAGCUAUCAGAUGCAUUUCUUGAGGAAAUUGCUCAAAAGUGUGUUGGCUAUUGUGGUGCUGAUAUCAAAGCAUUAUGUACAGAAGCUGCUUUGAUGGCUUUAAGAAGAAGGUAUCCUCAGAUUUACAAUUCCUCUGAAAAACUCCAGUUAGAUGUUUCAUCAAUACACAUCUCUGGAAUUGAUUUUUAUCGAGGAAUGAAAGUAAUUGUUCCCACUGCACAGCGUUCUAAUUCAACUCCAAGACAUCCAUUAUCCAAACUUGUGAGACCACUUCUUGAAAACAUCUACAAAAAGGCACUUUCAAUAUUGGAGAUAAUUUUUCCAAGUGAUUUAUCUCAGAGUCAUAGUCUUACAUUGAAAGGUUCCUGUGAGAAAUCAGCUAAAGUAGAUGAAGCUACCGAUUACUGGCUUGAAGAUGAAGGUCCAUGUAUAUAUGAAGCCCCUCGUCAACGUGGUAGAAAGCCUCGAAAUUUUGUUCCUGAAAAAAUUACAGAAUCUUACUUGGAUUUUCAAAGUUGUGCCUCCAAGCAGCCAUUGACAUACCGUCCACGCCUUCUCUUUGCUGGGAAAAUAGGCCAAGGACAGUCUGUCCAUCUUGCUCCUGCUAUCAUGCAACACCUAGAGCAAAUGCCUGUUUAUGUAAUUGAUUUACCAUCACUGUAUGCUGCUAGUAACAGGACACCUGAAGAAUCUUGCACACAGAUAUUCUGUGAAGCCAAGAGAACAAGCCCUAGUAUAUUGUAUUUUCCACACAUCAAUUAUUUGUGGAGUGUUUCGAGUGAAACAUUGAAAGCUACGUUUUUAACAAUGGUCGAUGAUUUAGAUCCUUGUUUACCAAUUCUACUUUUAGCCACCAGUGAAGUUCCUUAUGAUUUUCUUGAUGAUGAUUUGAAAGAACUGUUUGAUGAUCUAGCAGCUGAGGUUAUGCAUAUGAGUAACCCAACAGAACAAGAACGGCGAGAAUUCUUUUCAGAUUUGUUGCUGAAUCAAGCUGUCAAACCACCAGUCAAUAAAAGGCAAAGAACUCGAGUCUUUGAAGAAUUACCACGUGCACCACCCCCUGUUCCUCGCAAACUAACAGAGACUGAAUUGGCAAAACUUAAAAGCCAUGAAGAAGCAACUCUAAGGGAGCUAAGACUCUUCUUAAGAGAUAUAUGGAAUAAGCUUGCUAAAUGUCGCAAAUUUGCUAUCUUUAUGCGACCAGUUGACAUUGAGGAUGUUCCAGAUUAUUAUGAUAUUGUGAAGGAACCAAUGGAUUUGAAUUCAAUGCUUAAAAAAAUUGACAAUGAAAUGUAUCCGACUGCUCAAGAGUUUUUGGAUGAUAUUGACUUAAUAUGGCGCAAUGCUUUGGAAUAUAAUCCAGACAGUGAUAGUACAGGAAAGGCUAUUCGUCACCGAGUUUGUGCCCUGAAAGAUAUGGCGUAUGCUGUGGUGAAUUCUGAACUUAAUCCAGAAUUUGCUAAAAUGUGCCGUGAUAUUGUUAACUCCAGAAAGAGAAGAGGUGAAGUUAAUAAGGCUACUAAUAUUUUCUCACUUCAACCUGAACGACCAGAUACUCCUCCUGUAACUCAGCCAGUUGCUACUUCCUCUAACACAAAUAGCCAGGUAAAUGCUCUCCCUUCAGAUUACCCUACGAGAUUUAGUCGGAGGGUAAGAGGAAUGGAUGCAGAAUCUCAGGCACCCCUUGAAGUUGUGGAGAAAAUAUUUUGUCAAUCAAAAUCCCCAUCAAAAUCGAAGUCAUACCGAUCAAAUUCCUCCUCUAAAUCUCAGGUUACCUCAACCGAGGCAGAAAGUGUAGAAUGUUUCUCUGAGGAUCAGCUUCAAAAUUCUGACCAAUCUUCACCUGUAAAUAAAUCAAAACCAGGGCGCAAGUUACGCUUAAGAAGAAGGCGUUCAUCUGCUAGCAGCCGACAUGUCAAAAAUGGACACUCUGGAGAUGAUGAAGUUUCUGGUUCAGAAGAAGAACAGUGUACAAAAAGUAGGAGUCAUUCAAGUGAAUUGAAUAAUGAAACCCCAUCCACUUCAAAAAACCAUACAAAUUCAGAAAUGACUACCUCUGGAUCUGCAACCGUUUCAUCAUCUUCCACCAUGCAAAAUUACCCAUACCGAACACAGGGACACGAUCAAGCUUCUCCUGGGAGGGCCGAACAGCAACAAUCCAGUGCUAUCACUGCCAAUACUACUACAACUAAUAAUAGCGCUGCCAAUGGUUCCAACACUUCUUUAUUGUCAUCAUCGUCAUCAUCAUCAUCAUCGUCAUCAGCUAGUACUUCUAAUGUGACAUCCUCAGUUUUGCUGUCAUCUACUGUAACCUCCACUAGUGUGCCUACCUCACACACCACUGCCAAUACAACGAGGAAUGGUCUUGAUAGUGGAAUUGGGAGUGCAAUAGAGAGCAAUGGAGAAUCCUUGGAUAGUCUGGAUCAAGCCAAAACUGAUAAUGCUCCAACUAACUCCCAAACUACAGAACAAGAAAAAGGUGCUGCACCAGAACUUGCUGACAUCAGCCCACUGCCAGUUGAAAAUCAAGAAACUGAAGGUGAAGCAGCCACAUUCCAGAUAUCGAUGGUUGGAGAAGAUUUUUCUGGCAAUAACAAUGAUAUGGAAGCAGCCAACACUACUUAUAAUAGAGGACUGAUGUCGAAACUUUUGGACCAAGUUGUCACUCAGACUAAAGGCUAUACUGUCGAACGUUUAGAGAAACUUUACAGUGUAUUCAGUCAAUGCAUUUAUCAGCAAAGGAACAAUCCUGACAAAGUUGAUCUCUGUGUUGUUGCUCUAGCUUGUCAUCAUCGAAUUGCAGUUAAAGAUAAAAAAACUGGUCUGGGAGUUCCUGAAGUGAUGCUUGGAUUAUUACCCGGAGGUGGUGGAACCCAGCGUUUGCCUCGGCUGAUUUCAGUUCCAAAUGCUUUAGAUAUGAUGCUCACAGGGAAAACUAUUAAAACUGAUAAAGCUAAAAAGAUGGGUCUCGUUGAUCAAGUUGUUGAUGCCCUUGGCCCUGGAUUACAAAGUGCUGAAGAUGGGACCUUAGCAUACUUAGAGAAGAUUGCUGUUGAUGCUGCUAGAAAUCUUGCAAAUAAUGGUGGUAAAAGAGCACCAAGAAAGAAAAAUCUCACUGAAAAAAUAACAGAUCAAAUAUUGCAAUAUGAAUUUGGAAGAAACUUUGUGUUUAAACAAGCAAGAUCAAAGGUGAUGAAACUCUCUGGAGGUCUCUAUCCUGCUCCAUUGAAAAUCCUUGAUGUAACAAAAAAAGGUUUAGAACAAGGUCCCAAAGUUGGCUAUGAUGUAGAAGCUAAGGAAUUUGGUUUACUUUCCAUGACAAAAGAAAGCCAGGCUCUUAUUGGCUUAUAUGAUGGGCAGACUGCAACAAAGAAAAACAGAUUUGGAGCACCAAAACGAGAAGCCAAAACAGUUAGUGUACUAGGAGCUGGUCUCAUGGGAGCUGGUAUUUGUCAAGUGAGUAUUGAUAAGGGUUUUAAUGUUUUGAUGAAGGACAUGUCUGAAACUGGCCUUUCCCGAGGUAUUGAACAAAUACAAAAAGGAUUACAAACUUCUGUGAAAAAGAAAAAAAUCAGCAGUUUAGAAUCUGAGAAAAUGAUAUCAAAUCUUGAUGCAACCCUGUCCUAUGGCAACUUUAAACAUGUUGAUAUGGUGAUUGAGGCUGUAUUUGAAGAUCUCAACAUCAAACAUAAAGUUAUUCAAGAGACUGAAAAAUAUAUCCCAGAACAUUGUGUUUUUGCAACCAAUACAUCUGCUCUCCCUAUUGCACAGAUUGCAAAAGCAAGCAAAAGGCCUGAAAUGGUAAUUGGAAUGCACUACUUCUCACCUGUUGAUAAGAUGCAGCUUUUGGAGAUCAUUACACAUGAAGGAACCUGUAAUGAAGCAAUAGCACGUGCUGUCAGUGUGGGAUUGAAACAAGGCAAACUUGUGAUUACAGUAAAAGAUGGACCUGGUUUUUAUACAACCCGUAUCCUAGCACCAAUGCUUGCUGAGUGUGUACGUCUCUUACAGGAAGGAGUAACACCCAAACAGCUGGACAAACUCACCAAAAAGUUUGGUUUUCCAGUUGGCCUUGCAACUCUAGUUGAUGAAGUUGGCAUUGAUGUUGCUGCCCAUGUUGCUGAGGAUCUUGGUAAAGCUUUUGGGUCACGCUUUGGUGGUGGAAAUGUUGAGUUACUCAAAGAAAUGGUUUCUAGAGGAGCUUUAGGUCGGAAGACUGGUAAAGGUUGUUUCCUUUAUGAAAAGAAAUCAAAAGAUAAAACAGAAAACCCUGAAGUGGCUGAGAUAAUCAGCAAAUUUUCUCUUGAACCCAAAGUUGUAAAUACUGAUGAGGUUAUACAAUAUCGUCUAUUUUCUCGAUUUGUCAAUGAAGCCAUAUUGUGUCUUCAAGAAGGCAUCUUAGCUAAUCCUCUAGAAGGAGAUAUCGGUGCUGUCUUUGGACUGGGCUUCCCACCAUUUUUAGGCGGUCCUUUUCGGUAUGUGGAUCUUCAUGGAGCAAAGCAGUUAGUGGACAGAAUGUCUGUAUUUGAAAGUCACUAUGGAGAACACUUCGCUCCUUGUCAACUACUGAAGGAUCAUGCAAAUGACAGCAGUAAAUUAUUUCAUAAAAAGUGAUUAAAAAGUAAUGUGAUUAAACAACUAAUAUCAGAGUAAUAAAGAAUGUUGAACAUUUCUUUUAUUUACACUAAAUGCAAUAUUGGUUUCCAAUUUUGUUUAAAAAGAAUGUAGCAUAAAUUAUUGCUAAAAAUACAAGAAUUUAAGAAAACUAUAUUUGUAAAAUAAAAAUUAUAAUUUACUA
Messenger RNA from Octopus sinensis (East Asian common octopus), 7554 nucleotides. Its product is annotated as ATPase family AAA domain-containing protein 2B. The transcript has 41 exons. Gene Ontology annotation, molecular function: NAD+ binding; enoyl-CoA hydratase activity; ATP hydrolysis activity. Bases 1092 to 7370 code for a protein of 2092 amino acids. Gene Ontology annotation, cellular component: mitochondrion; nucleus; mitochondrial fatty acid beta-oxidation multienzyme complex. The record is from RefSeq and is a predicted model, not a curated record. NCBI's taxonomy places the organism in Eukaryota, Metazoa, Mollusca, Cephalopoda, Octopoda, Octopodidae. Gene Ontology annotation, biological process: positive regulation of transcription by RNA polymerase II; fatty acid beta-oxidation.